AUUCAAUAAGCCCAGCUUCGCGGCUGGUUCGCCGGGGUGAGGCGGGGGAGCGGGCGGGGCCUGCGCUCCGGCGCCCGCGACCCGGGCGGGGAGGGCGUGUGUGUUGCUGCGGCGGAGGGGUGGGGGGCGGUGGCGGCCGGACGGGCGGGCGCGCGGGAUGGAACACCGGGACACCGACGGAAUGCUCCGAAGUGCCACAUAAUCCCCUGGAACGGCCGUGCCUAACGCCAUUGGCUUCUCCCUUCUUCCCGCGCCGCCGCCGCCGUCUCCCACCUUCGCCUCCCCGCCUCGCUCUCCGCCCGCUGCCUCCGGAGCUGGGGGGGAAGCGCAAAGCCCCACUGCAAUGGAGCCCGCCGCCGCGGCUACGGCGCAGCGACUCCCCGAGACCAGCGGGGAGGACCGAGCUCCGGCUCCGGCGGCGGCGGCAGCGGCGGCUCUGGCGGCGGCAGCCGGGGGCGGCCGGAGCCCGGAGCCCGCGCUGACCGCGGCGGCCCCGAGCGGCGGGGCGCGGGAAGAGGCCCCCAGCGAGGCGCAGCCGGGGCCGCUGCCCGGCCGGGCGGGAGGCACGGGUCGCAGGAGGCGGCGCGGCGCGCCUCAGCCCACCGCCGGCGGGGCUGCCCCGGGGCCCGGGGCCGGCGGCGCCAACUCCCUGCUGCUGAGGAGAGGGCGGCUGAAGAGGAAUCUGUCCGCGGCCGCCGCCGCCUCGUCGUCCUGGUCCUCGUCGUCGUCGUCGUCCGCGGCUGCCGCCUCGCACUCCCCCGGCCUCUCCGCCUCUUGCUCGGCCUCGGCGUCGCUGUGCACCCGGAGCCUGGACAGGAAGACGCUGCUCCAGAAGCACCGGCAGAUGCUGCAGCUGCAGCCGUCGGACCGGGACUGGGUGCGGCAGCAGCUCCAGCGGGGCUGCGUGCAUGUCUUCGACCGCCACAUGGCCUCGACCUACCUGCGCCCGGUGCUCUGCACGCUGGACACCACGGCCGGCGAGGUGGCCGCCCGCCUGCUCCAGGUGGGCCACAAAGGUGGCGGCGUGGUGAAGGUGCUGGGCAAGGGGCCCCCAGACGCCGGCCCCCGGCUCGCUCUCGCCGAGCCGCGGGACUCGGGGCCGCCGCCCGGGAGGAGCGGGCUGGCCGCCGUCGGGGGGCCGCAGCGCGCGCCUCCCGCCGACCUGCCGCUGCUCGGCGGCCUGGCCGGGUGGGCGCGCUGCGCCUCCCGCGCCAGCCCCGCGCCCUCGGACUCCAGCCUCGGAGAGCCGGGCGCCCCGCGGUCCUUGGACGGCGCGGCCGCGGGCCUGGCCUCCGACACCGAGAGCUUCAGCCUGAGCCCCAGCGCCGAGAGCGUGUCGGACCGGCUGGACCCUUACAGCAGCGGCGGUGGCUGCUCGUCGUCGUCCGAGGAGCUGGACGCGGACCCGGCCCCGGCCUCGACCCCGACGGGGGCUCCGGGCCAGCCCCGGCUGCCCCGGCUUGGAGCGGGCGUCCAGCCGCCAUCCCCGCCGGCCUCCCCGCCUCCGCCGCAGCCGAAAGCCCAGAGGGGCGUCGAGGGCCCGGCCAUCGCCGCCCGCGACCGGCCUCGGGAGGAGAAGGCGGCGGCGGCGGCAGCGGCCCUCGGCUGCCCCCCGUCGACCCCGGGUGGGAACGGGGCGACCGCUGAGAAGGCGCCUCCGCCGCCCACCCUGUACGUGCAGCUCCACGGAGAGACCACCCGGCGCCUGGAGGCGGACGAGAAGCCGUUACAGAUCCAAAAUGACUACCUCUUCCAGCUGGGCUUUGGGGAGUUGUGGAGGGUGCAGGAGGAAGGCAUGGACCCGGAGAUCGGCUGCCUCAUCCGCUUCUAUGCAGGAAAACCUCACAGCACCGGUAGCUCUGAACGGAUUCAGCUCUCAGGAAUGUAUAAUGUCCGUAAAGGCAAAAUGCAGUUGCCAGUGAACCGAUGGACCAGACGCCAAGUCAUCCUGUGUGGGACCUGCCUAAUAGUAUCAUCUGUGAAAGACAGCUUGACCGGAAAGAUGCAUGUUCUACCGCUAAUUGGUGGGAAGGUAGAAGAAGUGAAAAAGCACCAGCACUGUUUAGCAUUUAGCUCCUCUGGACCCCAAAGCCAGACUUAUUACAUUUGUUUUGAUACAUUCACAGAGUAUUUAAGGUGGCUUCGACAGGUCUCCAAGGUUGCAUCACAGCGUAUUAGCUCAGUGGACCUCUCGUGCUGUAGCCUGGAGCAUCUGCCUGCCAACCUCUUCUACAGCCAAGACCUCACUCAUCUCAAUUUAAAACAAAACUUCCUAAGGCAGAAUCCCAGUCUGCCAACUGCAAGGGGGCUCAAUGAACUGAAAAGGUUCACCAAGUUGAAGAGUCUUAACCUUUCCAAUAAUCAUUUAGGGGACUUCCCAUUAGCAGUCUGCAAUAUUCCAACCCUGGCCGAGCUGAAUGUGUCCUGCAACGCCCUCCAAGCAGUCCCAGCAGCUGUGGGAGUUAUGCACAACUUACAGACAUUUUUGUUGGAUGGAAACUUUCUCCAGACCCUUCCUGCUGAGUUGGAGAACAUGCAUCAGCUUAGUUAUCUUGGUCUUUCUUUCAAUGAAUUCACUGACAUUCCAGAGGUGUUGCAGAAAUUGACUGCUGUGGAUAAGCUUUGUAUGUCUGGAAACUGUAUGGAGACUCUUAGACUACAGGCUUUAAGAAAAAUGCCUCACGUUAAACAUGUGGAUCUAAGACUGAACCUAAUUAGGAAGCUAAUAGCGGAUGGAGUAGACUUUCUCCCUCAUGUCACUCAGCUUGACCUACGCAACAAUAAGCUUGGCGAUCUAGAUGCUAUGGUUUUCAACAACAUUGAAGUUUUACACUGUGAAAGGAAUCAACUGGUGACGUUAAACAUCUGUGGCUAUUUCCUAAAAGCACUCUAUGCCUCUUCUAAUGAACUUGUCCAACUUGAUGUUUACCCAGUUCCGAAUUACCUGUCCUAUAUGGAUGUUUCAAGGAACCGUUUAGAAAACGUGCCUGAGUGGGUUUGUGAAAGCCGAAAGCUAGAAGUUUUGGAUAUCGGCCAUAAUGAGAUAUGUGAACUUCCUACACGCUUAUUUUGUAACAGUAGUCUCCGGAAACUACUGGCAGGACACAACCAGCUGACAAGGCUUCCCGAAAGGCUGGAAAGAACCUCAGUGGAGGUCCUGGACGUGCAGCACAACCAGCUCCUGGAGCUGCCACCCAGCCUUCUGAUGAAGGCCGACAGCCUGAGAUUCCUGAAUGCAUCUGCAAACAAACUGGAAACCCUUCCUCCAGCCACACUUUCUGAAGAGACAAACAGCAUCUUACAGGAGUUGUAUUUGACGAAUAACAACCUCACAGAUAAGUGUGUGCCCUUGUUAACAGGACACCCCCAUCUGAAGAUUCUUCACAUGGCCUAUAACCGACUUCAAAGUUUUCCAGCAAGUAAAAUGGCAAAGCUGGAGGAACUUGAAGAAAUUGACCUCAGUGGGAAUAAACUGAAGGCCGUCCCGACGACGGUGGUGAACUGCAGGCGCAUGCACACAGUGAUUGCUCAUUCCAACUGCCUGGAAGUCUUUCCUGAAGUUAUGCAGCUCCCAGAAAUCAAGUGCGUAGACCUGAGCUGUAAUGAGCUAAGCGAAGUCACUUUACCGGAAAACCUGCCUCCAAAACUGCAAGAACUAGACCUGACUGGAAACCCCCGACUUGCCCUCGAUCACAAAACCCUGGAGCUGCUGAAUAAUAUCCGCUGCUUCAAGAUUGAUCAGCCUUCAGCAGGAGAUGCAUCUGGAGCCCCAGCUGUAUGGAGCCAUGGCUACACUGAAGCUUCAGGGGUGAAAAACAAGUUGUGUGUUGCAGCCCUGUCGGUGAAUAACUUCUGUGACAACCGGGAGGCCCUGUAUGGUGUAUUUGAUGGAGACCGGAACGUGGAGGUGCCCUACCUUCUCCAGUGUACCAUGAGUGAUAUUUUGGCGGAAGAGCUGCAGAAAACAAAAAAUGAAGAAGAAUACAUGGUCAAUACGUUCAUUGUUAUGCAAAGGAAGCUUGGAACUGCUGGGCAGAAACUUGGAGGUGCUGCUGUCCUUUGUCAUAUCAAGCACGACCCUGUGGACCCAGGAGGACCCUUCACCUUGACUUCUGCUAAUGUGGGCAAGUGCCAAACGGUCCUCUGUCGGAAUGGGAAGCCACUGCCUCUGUCCAGAUCGUAUGUCAUGAGCUGUGAGGAAGAACUGAAGAGAAUCAAACGGCACAAGGCCAUUAUCACUGAGGAUGGCAAGGUGAACGGAGUGACCGAGUCCACGCGCAUCCUGGGCUACACCUUCCUGCACCCCAGCGUGGUGCCCCGCCCCCACGUGCAGUCGGUGGCCCUAACCCCGCAGGACGAGUUCUUCAUCCUGGGCAGUAAGGGCCUGUGGGACAGCCUGUCCGUCGAGGAGGCCGUGGGCGCCGUGCGCAACGUGCCCGAUGCCCUGGCCGCCGCCAAGAAGCUGUGCACCCUGGCGCAGAGCUACGGCUGCCGCGACAGCGUCAGCGCCGUGGUGGUGCAGCUCAGCGUCCCCGAGGACAGCUUCUGCUGCUGCGAGCUCGGCGCCGGCGGGCCCGUGCCGCCGCCCAGCCCCGGCAUCUUCCCGCCCUCCGUCAGCAUGGUGAUCAGGGAGCGGCCGGCCGACGGGCUGGGCGUGCCGUCGUCCAGCAGCGGCCUGGCCUCCGAGAUGAGCAGCGAGCUCUCCACAUCCGAGAUGAGCAGCGAGGUGGGGUCCACGGCCUCGGACGAGCCCCCGCCGGGCGCCCUGAGUGAGAGCAGCCCCGCCUGCCCCAGCGAGCCGCGCUGCUCGCUGCACCCCGUGUGCCCGUCCAGCUCCUUCCAGCGCCAGCUGUCCAGCGCCACUUUCUCCAGCGCCUUCUCUGACAACGGCCUGGACAGCGACGACGAGGAGCCCAUCGAGGGCGUGUUCAGCAACGGCAGCCGGGUGGAGGUGGAGGUGGACAUCCACUGCGGCCGCGCCAAGGAGAAGGAGAGGCCGCCGCCCCUGCUCCAGGUGCCGGCCGAGGCCAGCGACGAGGGCAUCGUCAUCAGCGCCAACGAGGACGAGCCGGCCCUGCCCCGCAGGGCCGACUGUGCUGCCGUGGGGACCAUGGGGCGCCGGAGGGCCAACGGCUCCGUGGCGCCCCAGGAACGGAGCCACAACGUGAUAGAGGUGGCCAUGGACGCACCGCUCCGCAAGCCGGGGGGCUAUUUCGCGGCGCCGGCCCAGCCGGACCCGGAUGAUCAGUUCAUCAUCCCCCCGGAGCUGGAGGAGGAGGUCAAAGAGAUCAUGAAGCACCACCAGCAGCAGCCGCCGCCGCCGCCCUCCCAGCUGCCCGCGCAGCAGCCGCAGCGGCAGUGCCCGGCGGACCCGCUGCCAGACUACUGUGACACACUGCUAUGACCCGCCCGCACGCGCUUUACAAAUAAACUAACCCGCAAGACUGACUUGCAGGAGUCUCCCAGGCUCACAUUAAACCAGGGGUUUACUCCACGCCCUCCUCCCAGACACUUCCCCAGCCUGUCUUUGCAGCUAGUCUGUAGGUUCCCCUUCUGUUGGUCUUUUUUUUUUUUUUUUUUUAAUAAUUACCACUUUUCUUCUAGUGAUGCUUUACCGAUAUGAUUUAAAUUUGUUAACUUCUUUCCCUAACAUAUCAGAUGUGUAAAGACAAAGAACAGAAGGUUUAAUAUAUUACAGAGAAACAGUUAAUGAUAAUGUAAUAUUUUUUAAAAUGGCUCUUUGUUGUUUUGUUUGUGUGGAAGGCAGGGCAGGUUGCCAGUGCUAAAUGAUUUAAUAUUGUAAUUCUAUAUUUCUUUGGGGGGGAAGACUUUUUUUUUUUGUCUUGAAAAUGAUAGACAUUUGUAGAAUAUGGAGACUAACUCCUAGGAGUUGCUUUACUCUGUCAGGUGACUUAAGUCACUGGGAUUCACUAAUUUUCUCUGAGAGAACAGUUGAUUGAGAAAUUUCUAUUGUAAAUAGCUCAGUGUUGUAUAGCGAUGCUUCGAAUGUUUUGUAGUUUUGGCAUAAGGGACACAGACUAAACAACUGACUUCCCUUCCUCCCCCUCUGAGGGCCUCCCUACCCACACCCACCUCAUCCCCCACCUGCUUAGUUCAUUGAGUGAUGAGGCUGAGCACUGCUAAGAGCAUUGCUGUUCACGUAAGGUGGACUUCAGGCCACUGGAAACGAACCUGCACCCGAGGGCCUCUGACCCUUUUUCUUCCUCUCCUGUUCCCACCCAGCCUCUUUUGCAGACACUUUUUAACUGUGUUCCUUACUGCUGCCACAAUCAGCAUGAUUGUAUAGAAUUCAGUUAGCUCAUUUACAUACCAGGAGUUAUAUUAAAGCAGAAUGCACAAAUGAACAUGUCAUAAUUUUUGUUAUAAUAAAUAUAAAAUUUACAAG
Hippopotamus amphibius kiboko is the source of this 6406-nucleotide messenger RNA. It is a transcript of the gene PHLPP1, whose product is annotated as PH domain and leucine rich repeat protein phosphatase 1. NCBI's taxonomy places the organism in Eukaryota, Metazoa, Chordata, Mammalia, Artiodactyla, Hippopotamidae. The record is from RefSeq and is a predicted model, not a curated record. Gene Ontology annotation, molecular function: protein binding. The coding region runs from base 344 to 5404 and encodes 1686 amino acids. The transcript is spliced from 17 exons.